Lichtheimia ornata is the source of this 936-nucleotide messenger RNA. RefSeq lists its product as uncharacterized. The transcript is spliced from 6 exons. Lineage: Eukaryota; Fungi; Mucoromycota; Mucoromycetes; Mucorales; Lichtheimiaceae. Bases 1 to 936 code for a protein of 311 amino acids. The record is from RefSeq and is a predicted model, not a curated record. Gene Ontology annotation, cellular component: peroxisome.
AUGCCCGAAGGAUUCAAACCGGACUUGUCCAAGGCUGUAGGCCACCGAUACCCUGAUGAUUUUGUGGCAUGCACUCGUCGCGAUUACUUGUUGUAUGCAUUGUCGAUUGGUGUUCCUGAAACUGAGUUGCGAUGGCUCUAUGAGAAUGAACAAGAUUUUGGUCCUUUGCCAACGUAUCCGCUAUGCUUGUUGAUCAAGGGCGAUCACUGGGAUGUCGUCGACUUUGCCGAACGCUGGCAUGCAGGUGGUCCAUUGCCAGGCAUGCCCGAGUGGGACAUUAACAAGAUGGUGCAUGGCGAACAGAGCAUCGAAGUCAUCAACCCAUUCCCUGUUGAAGGUGGCCGUUUUAGAGCAGUCAAGACUUGCCGUGGUGUGUAUGACAAAGGCUCAGGCAUGGUCAUGGAUUCAGUGCUGGAUCUCUAUGGCGAAAAGGAUGGUGUACAUUAUUGCAGCAUGGGAAGCCAAAUGUUUGUUCGUGGAUAUGGUGGAUGGAAUGGACCCAAAGGACCAAAGACCAUCAAGUAUACACCUCCUAAUCGACCCGCCGAUGUUGUGGAUAAGUUCGACACUGCUCGUAAUCAAGCAUUGCUCUUCCGUCUUUCUGGUGACUUUAAUCCUUUGCAUGCGGAUGUCAACUUGGCACCCAUGGUAGGCUUUGAAAGACCCAUCCUUCAUGGCCUUUGUACCUAUGGCAAGGCUGCCCAUUCGGUCCUGAGAGCUUUUGGUGAUAAUGAUCGCUUACGUUUCAAGUCUUUCAAGGCACGCUUUGCUAAGCCUGUGCUCCCUGGUGAAACCGUUGAGAUUCAUAUGUGGAAGGUGGAAGGCCCUGAACCAAAGACCGAUGGUGUUAUUUUCGUCGCCAAGGUUGGUGAUCGCAUCGUUCUCAGCAAUGGCUAUGCCGUCUUGCACAAGGAAACACCCGAAUCCAAAUUGUAA